Molecule: messenger RNA, 1203 nt
Organism: Parascedosporium putredinis
Lineage: Eukaryota; Fungi; Ascomycota; Sordariomycetes; Microascales; Microascaceae
Source: the annotation of a GenBank genome assembly
AUGGGGCUCUUGGCACUGGGUACCGCCCUAGAAUGGCCCGAGGCCAAGAAGAGGGCUGACCAGGUUAGAUCCUGGGAAUCAAGCAACCCGACGCCGGUCUUUCAUCCGGAGUUUGGUCGAUUUAUGUUGGAAGCAACCCCUGGUCGACCAUGGGGCAUCGACUUUAAGGAACUCCUUCAAGUUGAAGCUGAUAUGAGAUUAAGGUUCAAGUCAAUGUCCCUAUCUUCCGUGACAAGCAUGUCCGAGAAGAUUGGGCAGACAACUGUUGACUACGACCUCCAUAACUGGGCCGAAGAUGACGACGUCCGGAAUGGGGCAGCACCUAAAGGGUUCGUCCAUAUGGAUGCCAUGGCCUUUGGGUUCCUGGUUGACACGGACGUGCGAUGGAACCAGAUCAAUGCACGGCUACGACCUGAGUAUCUCGACCCAGAUCUGGUCGUCGAUGAAGAUAUUAAGAUGCAAUUGAUCGCUGGUGGUAUGGACCACAGACUUGCCACUCAUUUUGCCCACUUAUUCAUUAGGGACCCCAUCGUCAUCUUUGAAGAAGACCUUCAAUCUCUGGACCUGACGAAAACAGACCAUUUCGAGAAUCUCCAGUCAACGAACUGGCAACACAUGAGGUUCAAGCCACCUCCGUCAGAUAAUAGCAUUGGGUGGCGCGUUGAAUUCCGACCAAUGGAAAUUCAAAUCACAGACUUUGAGAAUGCUGCUUUCUCUGUCUUCAUGGUCCUUGUCACCCGUGCCAUCCUCUCUUUCGAUCUAAACUUCUAUAUUCCCAUCAAAAGCGUUCCUCCAACUCGACCAACGACCCCUAUUGGCCCAGUAGAAGACGAGUAUGAGGAAAUGAGUAUCAAUGAGAUCAUGAAUGGGUCGAUAGGGGGCUACCCUGGCCUAAUCCCGAUUGUCGAGAGCUACCUAGACAGCGUCAAUGUUGAUAUUAGGACGCGAUGUGAGCUCGAAACCUACAUCGACCUUGUGCGACGUAGGGCGAGCGGUGAGCUUUACACUGCAGCUCGAUGGAUUAGGGACUUCAUACAGGGCCACAAGGGAUAUAAAGGCGACAGCGUUGUCAACGACGAAGUACAAAAGGAUCUAGUGGCUUCGGUCAUAGCAAUUGGAGCAAAGGAAAUUGCCGGAGAGGGCUUAUCUGCCGCGGGGGUACCCACAUUGACAAAACUUAUCGGAUCGUUCCGGUCAAAGUAA